AUGACAACAUCUAAAGUGAUUUUGGAACCUCCAAACGGAGGGUACGGCUGGAUUGUUGUGUUUGGUGCUUUGUUAAUUAACAUGGUCAUCAAAGCUUUCAAUUCAGUGUUUGGAUUGCUUUACGGACCCUUUUUUAGAUCCAUAAAUGUCGCUCAAUCUGACAUUUCACUUGUGAUGAAUCUUUCUAGCUUUUUUGGAAGUCUAGCAUCAAUUUUUACGAGUGCUGUUCUAAAAUCAUACACAGUUCGACAAGUGGCAGUGACUGGAUGCUUUCUAAUUAGUAUUGGAAUGACAUUAAGUUCAUUGACUGUGUCUGUAUAUCAAACAGUUCUUGCAUACAGUGUCAUAGGUGGUUUUGGGUUCGGAUUAUUGGUCAAUACGUCACUUAUUGCUGUUACAUCAUAUUUCACGACCAACAAAAAGAGGGCUGUUAGCUUUUCAUUGACAGGAACAGGAAUCGGACAAAUAUUACUUCCACAAAUUGUUCAAUAUUUGAACAGCAACUUUUCAACGAAUGACUCAAUAAUGAUAAUGGGAGGCUUGAUGCUCAAUGGAGUAAUAGGAGCACUUUUAUUCCAACCUGUUGAAAAGCAUUUGAAGCCGAGAACGAUUGAUGAAACUCAGUCAUUGACAUCGAUGACGCCCAUGUCAAUUGACAUUCCACCUGCCGUAAAUGAAGACAAUACAUCGUUUUGGAGGAAGUUUAUUAAAACAAUGGACUUGGGAUUGUUGGAAGAUUCACGAUUCAUCAUUUUGAAUUUUGUUUUGGCUUGCGGCUAUGCAGUCGCUACUGAUUUCAUGUUGAUUCUUACAUUUUUCUUAAAGGAUACAAAGAAAUUAGAGCCGAGUCAAACAGCAACGUGCUUAUCAGUUUUAGCAUCAUUCGACUUGAUCUCAAGACUAACAUUUCAUUUCAUAACAGAUUGGACGAGCCUUUCAAGUAGGCAAAUUCUAGUCAUUGGGAUCUUUUGUCUUGGAAUAAUAAAAACCACUAUGACGUUCCUUACAAGUUUUGAAUCUAUCCUUUUCGCUAUCUCAAUUUAUGGAUACUUUAGAGCUGUUGUGAUUGUUAAUCAAAUUAUUGUUCUGUCUGAGCAUUGUGCUAAGUAUUAUCCAAGGAGGUUUGCUGGUGCUUUAGGCUUAAAUAUGGCAUUUUGUGGAAUUUCUACUUUAAUUUUUGGACAGCUUUUUGGAGUAUUUAGAAAUUAUGUCAGUGACUUUUCAUACAGCUUUUAUUUGGAAGACAUUUUCAUCAUUUCUGCCAUGUCAAUUUGGUUGAUUGAAUAUUUAUAUCAUUUAAGGAACUGA
Chironomus riparius is the source of this 1308-nucleotide messenger RNA. Lineage: Eukaryota; Metazoa; Arthropoda; Insecta; Diptera; Chironomidae. The record is from the annotation of a GenBank genome assembly.